ACCUUGCUGGCAGUGAUGAAGAACUGGAGUCGAAGCUUGUCCUCGCUUGAACUGUGUAUUAAGCAAGUCCGUCCUUGUGAGCGAUACAAAGAGGAAUACAGCGACUGCACGAGUAUAAAGGCAAAAUUUCAUCAGUAUUUCAUCCACGGUGAAACUAAAGAUUGCUCACAGUGGAAGACAGAUUACAAUCACUGCUUAAACUAUAGAAAUAAGAAAGAUAUUGAGUCUUUGACCUCGGUAAUAGAAACGGAGAAAGAACGACGUGAAAAGCGGUUAAUAGGCCACUAUACCAACACUACGUGGGAAAAGCGAGAGUCUCCACCAGAUGACUGGAACAAACCAUUGCCUGAGUAUCUUCAGAAGAAUGAUGCUGUGUCAUUUCUGGCAGUGAAGGCCAAACAGCUGAAGGAAGGUAAAGUUGAAGAGCCAGCAUCUUUAUGCACAAUAUCCUGAAAUAUCAUCUAUUAGAAAUACAGUAUCCAGUAUGUAAGAAAAUGUACAGUUUGUAUAUAAAAAAAGAAUUAUAAACUCAUUCAGCACUUUUUCGAUGAAUUUCACUGUAAAAUGCUUUUUGUAUAACAGAAAAAGCUAAAAUUUUGUUUUGGAGUAAAUAAUCAAAAUGGAAAAAAAAUUAUUCAGUUUAAUAAAGGCAGAUGUAUCAAACAAAAUUAAAUCUCCAGUAACUAAAACCCUGCUACUGAGGUGAGGGCAAGGUGUACUGAUGCUCCCUCAAGGUGCGUUACUACUCCCCACUGCUCUGCUAUGCCACAAACUAGUUCUUGUACAUUAAUACUACGAACCAGUUGUACCUAUGUCGGAUUAAAAUAAUUGAUCUCAUGGGACCUUGUUCGUAACUCGGGGACCCCCUGUAAUGAAUUGUUCAGAUA
Molecule: messenger RNA, 887 nt
Organism: Homarus americanus (American lobster)
Lineage: Eukaryota; Metazoa; Arthropoda; Malacostraca; Decapoda; Nephropidae
Product: UPF0545 protein C22orf39 homolog
Exons: 4
Coding region: 16-453 (145 amino acids)
Source: RefSeq, a predicted model, not a curated record